AUAAAGGACACCUAAACAAAAUACGCUACCAAACUUGGUAGCUAACAACGGAGCUGUUUUGCGUAGCUAAAAGUAGGCUAUAUCGUACAUUACGGUACACCGGCUGCGUCAUAAGGAGGUCAAAGGACGACAACAGCACAAAUUUUAGCAGGCUGCUACUGAUUAGUUCCCCACUUUAUCUGGUUUGAGGUGGAGUUUAUUCGUUAAUGUACUCUUGUUCAGGGUUCUGCUUGUGUUAAACAGUGGCAGUUGGAGUCAUGCAGUAAAAAUCUGCGGGUACUUCAGUUUGCAGCUGUGUUAUGGCUCCUUCAGUGAGCUCCUCAUUAAUGUCACCUGUCAGACUUUGUGUGUACCGCAGUCUGUGUUGGAGAACAAGCAGGGCUCUCUCUUCAAACGUCUUGGGACAGAGGAGCUUGUGUCCGGCUCCAGGUGCAGCAGCUCCGUGCAGACAAGCAAACUCUCUGUGGUUUAAUGGGACCCGAAGGCUCUUUUCUCGUGGAGGCGGCGCAGCAGUGGAGCAGCAGACCCUGGAGGACAUCGCCAAGAGCAUCAGAGAGCAACAGUACAAGAGGGUGGUGGUGAUGGCGGGAGCUGGGAUCAGCACGCCCAGUGGCAUCCCAGAUUUCAGGUCUCCAGGCAGCGGUCUCUACGACAACCUGCAGCAAUACGACCUGCCCUACGCCGAGGCCAUAUUCGAGAUCAACUUUUUCCAUCAAAACCCUCGUCCCUUCUUCGCCCUGGCCAAAGAGCUGUAUCCAGGGAACUAUCAGCCCAACCCGACCCAUCAUUUUGUCCGACUGCUUCACGAGAAGCGUCAGCUUCUCAGGAUGUACACACAGAACAUCGACGGGCUGGAGAGACUGGCAGGGAUUCCUCCUGAGAUGUUGGUGGAGGCCCACGGUACAUUCGCCACAGCCACCUGCACCGUCUGCCUGAGGAAAUAUGAGGGAGAGGAGCUACGGCCAGCUGUGAUGAGCGGGAUGGUCCCAAAGUGUCCCACCUGUAAAGGUGUGGUCAAGCCUGACAUUGUGUUUUUCGGGGAGGAGCUUCCACGUCACUUCUUCAAAUACUUGACAGACUUCCCACUGGCGGACCUGCUGAUCAUCAUGGGCACCUCGCUGGAGGUGGAGCCCUUCGCCAGUCUGGCAGGAGCCGUUCGCAGCUCCGUCCCCCGUCUGCUCAUCAACAGGGACCUGGUGGGGCCGUUCGCCUGGCGCCGCCGGCCUCAUGACGUCGUGCAGCUGGGUGACGUGGUCGGCGGUGUGCGAGCCCUGGUCGAUGCCCUCGGCUGGACUCAGGAGCUGGACGCUCUGAUGGCGGCUGGCGCCCAGAAAGCUGCAACAAAGACAGAAGAGUGACCGUUUCUCUGCAUCGCGCUGGACGUUUGACUUCAGUCAGUGCAGUCAGUCCUGAAAACGCCAAACGCUGCAGGACUUUAUCCAUCUGACUUCCGAGCACACAGUUGAACUGAGGUUCACGUCUUUGGAUUGUUGAUUAUCAGUGGAAACUCUCAGACUGGCAGAUAAAGAACUGCUGUAAUAGAAAUUCAGUGUAACAGUGUGUGAUUUCAGUCUCCUAAAGGUGAGUGACACAGCGACACAAAUGGAUCAAAAACAAAUCAAAUCGGGUGCUUUUUGUCACAGCAAAAGUAAUUAAAAAUGAUGCACGUGUACAAUAGAAAACUGACCAUGUUGACUAUUAGAUUUUAUUUAUUUGCCUUUAAACAUUUUGAAAUGUGUCAAAUUUCUUCUGAUGGCCUCCGUUUGUGUAAGGAAUCAGUCAUGUAAUCCCACUGAAAAUGCCCAGUUUAGUGGACUUCUUAAAAUAUGAUGAUUUAUAUAUUUGUAUGUAUAUAUAAUAUGUAAAAUGAGCUCAAGACACUGAGUGUCAGUAGUGCUGCAUUAAAUCAGUUUGGAAACACUGA
Scatophagus argus is the source of this 1924-nucleotide messenger RNA. RefSeq names its product sirtuin 3 (gene sirt3). The transcript has 8 exons. The coding region runs from base 300 to 1358 and encodes 352 amino acids. Lineage: Eukaryota; Metazoa; Chordata; Actinopteri; Scatophagidae. The record is from RefSeq and is a predicted model, not a curated record. Gene Ontology annotation, molecular function: NAD+ binding; histone deacetylase activity, NAD-dependent.